Ooceraea biroi (clonal raider ant) is the source of this 2516-nucleotide messenger RNA. Its product is annotated as proline-rich extensin-like protein EPR1. The record is from RefSeq and is a predicted model, not a curated record. Lineage: Eukaryota; Metazoa; Arthropoda; Insecta; Hymenoptera; Formicidae.
UGUCCGUUUUGAAGUGUCCGUUUUUUUCGGUCCUCUUCCUUCGGUCGAUUUAUCGCGCGGCGAUCGAGCCAUGUGGAAGCUGCUGUGGGCGGCCGCCCUGGUGGCCCUGCUCUCCACGUGUCAUGCAGAUGCCAGCCGUGAGAGGAGCAAACGUGCAAUAGCGAACAACCCACAAUUCCAGGGCUAUGUCUAUGAGCCACCAUCCAAGCCGUUUACUUUACCCCCUGCAGGGUCUCGAACAAGCAUAGUUACGGCUAGGCCAUCCGUGAGAACUACCGCUUAUACUUAUACGACUCCAAAGAUUCCGGUGACGCUGCCGCCAAGAACGCCACCACCUGUAACAUAUGGAUAUACUUACACGUCUCCAAGGAUACCAUUCCCGACGCCACCACCAACGACCCGAAGACCGCCACCACCGCCGCCAACGACCCGAAUACCGCCACCACCACCGCCAGACCCGAAUACCCCACCACCGCCACCACCACCGCCAACGACCCGAAGACCGCCACCACCGCCUCCAGUAACGAGAGGAUAUACUUAUACAAGUCCAAAGAUUCCAUUCCCGACACCACCACCACCACCACCGCCAACGACCCGAAGACCGCCACCACCGCCUCCAGUAACGAGAGGAUAUACUUAUACAAGUCCAAAGAUUCCAUUCCCGACACCACCACCAACACAAAGAACACCACCACCAACACGGAGAACGCCACCUCCAACAAGUGGAGGAUAUGUCUAUUCAACACCAGAGACAGUGUUCACGCUACCACCAAGAACACCACCACCACCACCACGAACACCACCACCACCACCACCACGAACACCACCGUCACCACCGCCACCACCAAGAACACCGCCACCACCACCACGAACACCACCGCCACCGCCACGAACACCACCUCCGCGUACGCCACCACCAAGUACAGGAGGUUAUGUCUAUGAUACACCACAAGUACCUUUUACAUUCCCUCCCGUAACGAGGCCACCUCCACCCCCACCACCACCUAGAACUCCGGCUCCACCUUACGUGCCUCCUCCGCCACCUUUACCUCCAACUAGACCUCCGCCACCACCACCACCACCACCUCCUAGAACUCCAGCACCACCUUACGUACCUCCUCCGCCACCUUUACCUCCAACUAGACCUCCGCCACCACCUCCAACUAGACCUCCCUAUGUACCGCCACCACCACCAUCACAACCUCCUAGAACUCCAGCACCACCGUACGUGCCUCCUCCGCCACCUUCACCUCCAACAAGACCUCCCUAUAUACCGCCACCCCCACCUUCACCACCAACUAGACCUCCCUAUAUACCGCCACCACCACCUUCACCACCAACAAGACCUCCCUAUAUACCGCCACCACCACCUUCACCACCAACGAGACCUCCCUAUAUACCGCCACCACCACCUUCACCACCAACGAGACCUCCCUAUAUACCGCCACCACCACCUUCACCACCAACGAGACCUCCACCACCACCCCCAACCAGACCGCCUUACAUACCGCCACCACCUCCCCCUCAACCUCCACGAACUCCUCGACCAGUACCACCAACUUAUCUACCACCAGAAGAAAGUACUCGGUCACCCACGUUUGUGACGCUACCAACCACCCGAUUCACCACUACCCGACCUCCUAUAGUUACAACGAGGCCCACCACAAGAUAUAUCCCACCGGUCACAACUCGACCCACCACAAGAUAUAUCCCACCGGUUACAACUCGACCCACCACAAGAUAUAUCCCACCGGUUACAACUCGGCCCACCACAAGAUACGUUCCACCUACACAACCGUCCAGCUAUCUGCCACCGUACACUACCACCACUACUAUAAGACCAACCACGCGACCCACAACUAGACCAACCACGCGUCCUACUACCCCUCAACCCACCACGCGGCCAACCCAACCAAUUACUUAUCUCCCACCUACUAUACCGCGCACACCAGGAACUACCUACCUGCCGCCGAUAACCACCAAGUCAACGUUCGCUCCAACCAGCUAUCUACCGCCAACCCGACCACCACCAUAUCUUCCACCGUCCACCGCGAGACCAGUCUACGUUACUGUAACGGCGCCACCACCACCCUCUGUUAUCUAUAGCAUUACACCCAGCACCUCAACCCUGCCGCCGCCUACUGGAAGACCAGCGCCACCCCCAUCUCUGCCACCCCCGACUGCUCGACCCACCUUAGGCUACAAUUACCCGAUUCCCGACAUUCCAUUCGAGACACGAUAAGAGAACUAGUGACGCGAGCGACUUGGCGCGCGUUGUCGUUUAACGAAAUCGCGCAUCUGAAAUAUUAGUAUGCAUAUAAUAUUUACAUUAGCAAAGAUUAUUAUUUAAUGGCCGUGGAUAGCGCUAAGUCGCUCGUCGGACAUUUAGAAUAUCGCCUUUUUUACGUAUCAAUGUCUUUACCACACUUUGCUUUCGAAAAAAAAAUGAUCGACUGCCAAGCGUCCUUAAAUGUGUAAUAAGUGUGGGAAAGAAAAAUAAAAUUUUUAAGAAAAUA